Molecule: messenger RNA, 1324 nt
Organism: Drosophila busckii
Lineage: Eukaryota; Metazoa; Arthropoda; Insecta; Diptera; Drosophilidae
Product: chitinase domain-containing protein 1
Exons: 5
Coding region: 48-1250 (400 amino acids)
Biological process (GO): carbohydrate metabolic process
Cellular component (GO): extracellular region
Molecular function (GO): oligosaccharide binding; chitin binding
Source: RefSeq, a predicted model, not a curated record
CGGCCUGCAGUUUGUUUACGUUUAUUUAUAAAACAGUGCAAACAAAAAUGCGUUGGGCGCUUGCAUUUGUUAGUUUCGGUUUGCUGUGCAGUCAGCAAGUGCUGUGCACCUUGACGCCAGAUAACAAAGCUAAGACCAAGCAGAAGGACUCAAAAUAUUUGCGUGGUCCCCAGGACCUCGAUGUAUUUGGGCUAGACUUAAUCUCUCCCGAGCCUACUGCCAAGGAUAUACUUAUGCACCAUAAUGCAUAUUAUAAAGACACGUCUUUGCGGAACUUUAAUAGCACCGUACUUGGCUAUGUCACACCUUGGAAUUCACAUGGCUAUGACGUGGCCAAGAUGUUUGCCAAAAAGUUUGACAUGAUAUCACCAGUUUGGUUGCAAAUUGUAAAGCAAGGCGACGCCUACGCGGUGGCUGGCACACAUGAUGUAGAUCCCGGCUGGUUGACGGACGUGCGACGGAAGGGCAAAGUGCAACAGCAGGCAAUGAUGCGCACAGUCAAGAUCUAUCCGCGGGUUAUAUUUGACCAUUUUACCGAUCGUGAUAUAAAGCUGUUGCUUAGUGAAGUCAAUGAACGCACGCAGCUCAACGAGGUGCUCAUCAAGACUUGUAAGGAGCACGGCUUCGAUGGAUUAGUGCUAGAGGUGUGGUCACAGCUAGCUGGACGCAUUGACGAUAAAAUUCUCUACUCCUUGGUGCUACAAAUGGCCAAAGAUUUACAAAAACAACAGCUACGUCUGAUAUUAGUUAUACCGCCGCAUCGUAAAGACGUUCCCAAUAUAUUUGGAGAAAAGCAUAUGGACAAGCUGUACAAACAUGUGCAUGCCUUUUCGUUGAUGACAUAUGACUAUUCCAACGUACAGCGUCCUGGUGCAAAUGCUCCGUUGUACUGGAUGCGUAAAGCUGUCGAGAACAUUGCUCCAACUGGUUGCCACGACAUGCAGGCAAAGCGCGCAAAAAUACUGAUGGGCUUGAACAUGUACGGCAAUGAUUAUACACCAGAUGGUGGUGGCCCCAUUACUUUUGGUCAAUAUUUGGAGCUACUGCGGCAUGUAAAAAAGCCUUUGACUCAUGACGAGCGUGAUGUCGAAAAUUUCUUUGAGAUCAAAAUUGAAACUGGGCGUCAUAUUGUAUUUUAUCCUACACUUUAUUCAGUUCACGAGCGCAUCAAGUUGGCUAAAGAGCUGGGCGUUGGAUUGUCCUUAUGGGAGCUAGGGCAAGGCUUGGACUACUUUUAUGAUCUCUUCUAAACAACGAGCAAUAAACUCUAAUAUCCUUUUUUUACAAAGAAUAGAGAUAUAAAGUACGAUACCAAAGUUAUUUU